AAUACCAAAAUCGUAGGAAUUCAAUAGUUUUCAUUUAUUUGUCGAAAAUGAAGUAUGAAAUAGAAGACUUUUCAUCUAUAUUUUGCUUUGGCCAUUCAACAAUAUCAUCUACAGAAGAAGGGGAUUUAUGUUACGAGAUAAGUAAUUGCAAAGAUUUCGCAUAUGAUCAAAUUUUCGAUUCUGUACAGGUAUUGGGUCUUAUGCACCAGGAGUAUUUUUUUGAAACUGUUUCAGAAAUCUUCAGAAAAAAGGAAAUUUUAGCAUCAAAGGAAAGAUUUAUGUCUUUCGUGCUUUCGAGAUGCAUGAAGUUAUCAGAAAUUCCGACACUUUUUAAUUUCUUAGUCCUAUGUACUUUCAUUGAUAAUCUUAUUUCUUGCAUUUGUAAUGAAGUGGAGUGCUUCAAAGUUGUAAAGAUGGCUUCGAAGUGUGUGACAGCAGCUUUUCGUCGACGAUAUGUGGAUUUAUUUGAUAAAGAAAAUGGCUUCAAAGGAUUCGCCAAUUAUUGUGAAAAGUUAAAUGCGACUGUACUCAAUCCUUCAGGACAUGAUUCUGAAACCGAUAGUGAAGACAGUUUGGAUCUUGAAGAAUUUAUACCCCCUGAUACUGAUGAAGUAAUUAAUCUUUUACGAAGUUUUAAAGAAAUUGAUGAUUCAGAUUUUUUGUUGACAGAUUCUGAGAAAAAAUUUCUAUAUGAGCAAGAUGCAUUGGCUUUAGAUAUUGAUCCUGCUGAAGAUGUAUUUAUUCCUUUAAAUGAAAGCACAGAAACGACAGAAGUUAAGAACUUAGGCAUGGCUAGCUCAGAAUCAACUGAACUUAAGGACAUAGAAAUGGCUAUGCAAAAUCUCAAUAUUGAAUCAAAAAAAAUUUUGGAACGCAUUAAUAAUUACUGUCUUAUGUGUGAAGAUAAUUGUUAUAAAGAAGUUGUGUGUGUUGCUAAAGAAUUAGAGCUGUGUGAGUUUUAAAUAUGUACAAAAUGUUAUUGCAUAAUUUUGAAAUAAUUUGCAUUAUACCAAGUAGUGAACAUGUGAAUAUUUAUUUUGGAAAAAAUAUUUGAAAUUGAAAAUUUAUUUUUUAAACUAACUUUAAAUUGUUAAUAAAGGUUUGGACUACUUACUGUUGAUUUAAUGUUCUGGUUAUCAUUGUAUAUUAAUAUAGAUUAUUGUUAAAGAAUAUGACACUGUUGUGUCAUCAAGCCUACAACAAUUAGCUUUUAACUGGUAAGUCGGAAGUGAAAUUUGGAUUGAUAAUUGUUAUAAAGAAGUUGUGUGUGUUGCUAAAGAAUUAGAGCUGUGUGAGUUUUAAAUAUGUACAAAAUGUUAUUGCAUAAUUUUGAAAUAAUUUGCAUUAUACCAAGUAGUGAAUAUUUAUUUUGGAAAAAAAUAUUUGAAAUUGAAAAUUUAUUUUUUAAACUAACUUUAAAUUGUUAAUAAAGGUUUGGACUACUUACUGUUGAUUUAAUGUUCUGGUUAUCAUUGUAUAUUAAUAUAGAUUAUUGUUAAAGAAUAUGACACUGUUGUGUCAUCAAGCCUACAACAAUUAGCUUUUAACUGGUAAGUCUGAAGUGAAAUUUGGAUUGAUAAUUGUUAUAAACAAGUUGUGUGUGUUGCUAAAGAAUUAGAGCUGUGUGAGUUUUAAAUAUGUACAAAAUGUUAUUGCAUAAUUUUGAAAUAAUUUGCAUUAUACCAAGUAGUGAAUAUUUAUUUUGGAAAAAAAUAUUUGAAAUUGAAAAUUUAUUUUUUAAACUAACUUUAAAUUGUUAAUAAAGGUUUGGACUACUUACUGUUGAUUUAAUGUUCUGGUUAUCAUUGUAUAUUAAUAUAGAUUAUUGUUAAAGAAUAUGACACUGUUGUGUCAUCAAGCCUACAACAAUUAGCUUUUAACUGGUAAGUCUGAAGUGAAAUUUGGAUUGAUAAUUGUUAUAAACAAGUUGUGUGUGUUGCUAAAGAAUUAGAGCUGUGUGAGUUUUAAAUAUGUACAAAAUGUUAUUGCAUAAUUUUGAAAUAAUUUGCAUUAUACCAAGUAGUGAAUAUUUAUUUUGGAAAAAAAUAUUUGAAAUUGAAAAUUUAUUUUUUAAACUAACUUUAAAUUGUUAAUAAAGGUUUGGACUACUUACUGUUGAUUUAAUGUUCUGGUUAUCAUUGUAUAUUAAUAUAGAUUAUUGUUAAAGAAUAUGACACUGUUGUGUCAUCAAGCCUACAACAAUUAGCUUUUAACUGGUAAGUCUGAAGUGAAAUUUGGAUUGAUAAUUGUUAUAAACAAGUUGUGUGUGUUGCUAAAGAAUUAGAGCUGUGUGAGUUUUAAAUAUGUACAAAAUGUUAUUGCAUAAUUUUGAAAUAAUUUGCAUUAUACCAAGUAGUGAAUAUUUAUUUUGGAAAAAAAUAUUUGAAAUUGAAAAUUUAUUUUUUAAACUAACUUUAAAUUGUUAAUAAAGGUUUGGACUACUUACUGUUGAUUUAAUGUUCUGGUUAUCAUUGUAUAUUAAUAUAGAUUAUUGUUAAAGAAUAUGACACUGUUGUGUCAUCAAGCCUACAACAAUUAGCUUUUAACUGGUUUAUUCCAAAAAUAUGGGACUUCAUAAAUACUAAUUCUAUGAUAAUUAGUCUAAUCAAAUAAGAAGGUGAAAUUUUUAAUAAAUAAUCCCAUAUUAAACACAUAGCCGUCUGGAAAGCUCAUAUCCUGGACGAACAAGCAUGGUGUGUGGAAAGCGCUCUUUAAGGCAAUGUGAUGAGGCAAUGUUGGGUUCUUAACUACCUGUAAAUUUGUCGCAAAGGCUG
Messenger RNA from Argiope bruennichi, 2774 nucleotides. RefSeq lists its product as uncharacterized. The coding region runs from base 48 to 962 and encodes 304 amino acids. The transcript has 4 exons. NCBI's taxonomy places the organism in Eukaryota, Metazoa, Arthropoda, Arachnida, Araneae, Araneidae. The record is from RefSeq and is a predicted model, not a curated record.